Messenger RNA from Trichobilharzia regenti, 549 nucleotides. NCBI's taxonomy places the organism in Eukaryota, Metazoa, Platyhelminthes, Trematoda, Strigeidida, Schistosomatidae. The record is from the annotation of a GenBank genome assembly.
AUGACUACAAUACGGCGACAUCACAGUACAUUUUCUCACACCAUGAAUAAAUUUAAGGCCAUGGACAAGGCGAAUAAUCCACAGGGUGCUAAACCAAGUUUUGCAGCCGGUGGUAAAAGUGGUCAACCGAAUGCUAAACAGAUUAUGCUGGAUUGGUGUAGAGCUGUCACCAAAGGAUAUCAGGGUGUGGAUAUACAAAACUUUGGAAGCAGUUGGGGUGAUGGCUUGGCAUUCUGUGCAUUAAUUCAUCAUUUCUAUCCGGAUUCAUUUGAUUUCUCCGCUUUGGAUUCAAAAAACAAACGCGCGAAUUUUGAAUUAGCGUUUGAAAAGGCCGAAAAACUUGGUAAUGUUGCUCCAUUACUUGAUAUUGAAGAUAUAAUGCGUAUGAAAGUACCUGAUUGGAAGUGUGUCUUCACUCAAAUUCAAUUGUACUAUAGACGAUUUCAUUUAGAAGAAGGUAAAAAUGCAACUGUCCCUCCAACUGGUAUCCUUCCCAAAGCGGCACCACCAUCAGCUAAAACACCAUCCGAAAAUACAGAAAAUGAAUAA